CAUGUAACCUGAUGUCUGUGUUUUCCAGUCUUGAUCCAGACCUGCAUCAGUCUCCUUGCAUCGACCAUCAUGGCGGUGAACGGCUCAGCAGACAUUUUGGGCUUUGCCUACCUCGCAGUGGAGUAUGUAGAUGCAGCGCUUCCAGACAACCCCUUCCAGCCGUCACUGAAACAAGCCUGGGGCUACAUGCUGGACAACUACACCAAGUUUCAGAUCGCCACCUGGGGAUCUCUCAUCAUACAUGAGUUGGUCUACUUCCUCCUCUGCCUGCCUGGUUUCAUCUUCCAGUUCCUGCCUUUUAUGCAGAAAUACAAGAUCCAAAAGGACAAACCAGAAACCUGGGAGAAGCAGUGGAGAUGUUUCAAGAUGCUGUUGUUCAAUCAUUUCUGCAUCCAGCUUCCGAUGAUCAGCGGGACCUACUACUUUACUGAAUACUUCAACAUCCCCUACGACUGGGACUCAAUACCACGCUGGCCCUACGUCCUGGCUCAGUGCUUGGGCUGUGCAGUUAUUGAAGACACCUGGCACUACUUUCUCCAUCGUCUGCUGCACCACCGCAAUAUCUAUAAAUACAUCCACAAAGUCCACCACGAAUUCACUGCUCCGUUCGGAAUGGAGGCGGAGUACGCCCACCCUGCAGAGACCAUCAUCGUCGGAGCUGGGUUCUUCAUUGGCAUCAUGAUCUUCUGUAACCAUAUGUUCUUCCUCUGGGCCUGGGUGUCCUUCCGCCUGCUGGAGAUCGUCGAUGUUCACAGUGGCUAUGACAUCCCUCUGAACCCACUCCACCUCAUCCCGUUCCACGCCGGUACCCGUUUCCAUGACUUCCACCACAUGAACUUUGUUGGUAACUAUGCCUCCACCUUCACCUGGUGGGACAAGCUGUUUAAGACGGACAGCCAGUACAACACGUACAUGCAGAAGCUGGGAGACAAGAAGGAGCAGUAAACCACUCACACAUCUAGUUUAUCAGAAGGACUGAGGCAGUGGGUCAAGCAGACAGAGAUUGAAUGCAUCAGCCCUGG
Sphaeramia orbicularis (orbiculate cardinalfish) is the source of this 1022-nucleotide messenger RNA. RefSeq names its product methylsterol monooxygenase 1-like. NCBI's taxonomy places the organism in Eukaryota, Metazoa, Chordata, Actinopteri, Kurtiformes, Apogonidae. The record is from RefSeq and is a predicted model, not a curated record. Gene Ontology annotation, molecular function: iron ion binding; oxidoreductase activity. The transcript is spliced from 5 exons. Gene Ontology annotation, biological process: lipid biosynthetic process. The coding region runs from base 70 to 945 and encodes 291 amino acids.